Molecule: messenger RNA, 345 nt
Organism: Linum tenue
Lineage: Eukaryota; Viridiplantae; Streptophyta; Magnoliopsida; Malpighiales; Linaceae
Source: the annotation of a GenBank genome assembly
AUGGCACAUCCUUCACUCCAGCGCACGAUUCACGUCGUCAACACACUCGCCGAGAAGAUACUGAUCGUGCAUUGUCGAUCCAAAGACGACGAUCUCGGUGGCCACGCGGUGGCCGUCAACGAGAGCGUCAGCUGGAGUUUCGAGCCGAAUCUCUUCUGGGGGACGCAUUUCUGGUGCAACCUCGCGGUCGAAGAUAAGCGUAUUUCUUUAGUGGCGUACGACGAAGAGUCUGAGUACAAAACCGACUACUGGUUUGUUUGUGACGAUGGGGUUUAUGGACGGGAUAGGGUUACCGGCGUGAGGACUUAUAAGGCUGCAUGGAAGCGGGUUUGGCCACGUUGGUGA